Molecule: messenger RNA, 612 nt
Organism: Adineta ricciae
Lineage: Eukaryota; Metazoa; Rotifera; Eurotatoria; Adinetida; Adinetidae
Source: the annotation of a GenBank genome assembly
AUGAAUACAUCUUAUUUAUCCAAAAGCGCUCUGGGCGCAGGUGUUGGCCUGUUUAUCUAUGCCGGUUUAACUUAUAUGUUAACUAACAAUGGCUUUCGCUUUGAUAUUGGUUGGUUUCUUCUAUCAAUUUCACCUUAUCAAUGGGCAUUGAUUGGCAUAGCGUUAGCUGUAUCACUUUCUGUUCUCGGUGCAGCUCUAGGUAUUUUUGCUACUGGUGUCAGCAUUCUAGGUGGUGGUGUUAAAGCACCACGUAUUCGAACCAAAAAUCUGAUCUCUAUCAUCAUGUGUGAAGCUGUUGCCAUCUACGGACUUAUCAUGGGUAUCGUAAUAUCUGGUUCGAUAACAAGUUUUAUGACAACGAAGCCAGAAGAACUAGCUCUCAAGUAUCGUGCUGGGUAUAAAUUGUUUGGCGCUGGUUUAACAGUUGGUUUGUGCAAUCUGUUCUGUGGUGUAUGCGUUGGAUUAGUCGGCUCAGGUGCUGCAUUAGCUGAUGCUCAAAAUUCGUCUCUAUUUGUUCGUAUACUUAUCAUCGAAAUUUUCGCAAGUGCAAUUGGUCUCUUCGGCUUGAUUGUUUCUAUACUACAGUCAAACGGAGCAAAUCUGUCUGAUUAA